Vigna umbellata (rice bean) is the source of this 1020-nucleotide messenger RNA. NCBI's taxonomy places the organism in Eukaryota, Viridiplantae, Streptophyta, Magnoliopsida, Fabales, Fabaceae. The record is from RefSeq and is a predicted model, not a curated record.
UAUAAGUAUUCUUUAAUGCAAAGAUUAUAUUAUAAGAGAUUAUUACUGUGUGAUAGCACCAUUUAUUUAUUUUUACAUGAAUUUAAUAAGAUUUAUAUGCUCAUUAUUUUAAUAUCUUGUAGUAACAAAUAUUUGACGUUUCUUCUUCAGUAACAUCAAGCGAGGUAAAUUACAGAGUGACCGUGUUCGUUGAGGAGUAUCAUGAAUGUGACAUAGUAAAAGGAAAAGGAAAAUGCCAGCUAGAUUCAUCGUACAGUUCCGGGCACAGUCUGUGAGUAAAUAAAUAAAGGGUCUCGGGGGUGGUGGGAGAGAGGUUAACACUUGUUUUGAGGUGAUGAGCAUCAGUGAAGAAGAAGGCAAAGGUGGCUCCAGGAAGCGCCGGCGUGAGGCGGAGGCGGAAAAUGCAUUCCGCGGAGUGCGGAAACGGAGCUGGGGACGUUACGUAUCGGAGAUAAGGCUGCCGGGUCAGAAAACCCGGAUAUGGCUUGGCUCCUUCGCGUCGCCUGAGAUGGCGGCGAGGGCUUAUGACUCAGCCGCUUUCUUCUUGAAAGGAACAUCGGCCACCCUUAAUUUCCCCGACCUCGUCCACUCCCUUCCUCGCCCUCUUUCCUCCUCCCGGAGAGACAUACAAUCCGCCGCCGCAACAGCCGCUCUCCACCCUCCUUCUCUCGGUACCGACACCAACAGCAAUAGCAGCAGCUGGUUGGACAACUUGGGAGACGAAUCCAGGAUUUCGACGAUGUCGUUUGAGGAUGUGAAAGAUGCCCCUCUGAUGAGCCCCCUAAGGGUGGACUUGACUUUUGGAGAUUUCUCAUGGAACAACCUCUUCCAUUUCAACUAUGACGAUGUUUUCAUGUCAUGAUCUCAGAAUCGGCAUUGUAUUUCAUCUCUUCUGUGCUUUUUCCUACACUUUCUACUUCUAAACUAAUAAACUACUGUACAUUGAAAAUAGACUUCUUAAUUUUACUAAUCACUUGCAUGUGUUUAGAUGGACGUCGCCUUUAUUAAAAUUUAAUGCUA